Molecule: messenger RNA, 2615 nt
Organism: Clarias gariepinus (North African catfish)
Lineage: Eukaryota; Metazoa; Chordata; Actinopteri; Siluriformes; Clariidae
Product: serine protease FAM111A-like
Exons: 4
Coding region: 574-2445 (623 amino acids)
Biological process (GO): proteolysis
Molecular function (GO): serine-type peptidase activity
Source: RefSeq, a predicted model, not a curated record
AGGAUGAACAAACUGGUCCAGAAAACAGCACUUUCAGAUAAAUCUCCAAGAGAAGAUCUAUUUUAGCAUCAGCAUUAAGGUACCUUAUUGCCAGUCCUGCCUACUAAUAGAUACAUGGGCCUUCCCUACAUUUAAUGCAGAACCCACCACAGGCUAGUUAAUGUUAUCAUGAACAGUCAACAUGCAGGUGAAUUUCUGUCCAUUAGGGAGAUUUGAGUGGAUGUCAAUUAACAGGAUGUGAGAACAGGCUAACGUCUCUUUUUAUAUUUAUACAGGGUCAGGGGUAGCUCAGUGGUUAAGGCAUUGGACUACGGUUCGUAAGAUCCCAGGUUCAAACCCCACAACCACCAAGUUGCCACUGUUGGGCCCUUAAGCAAGGCCCUUAACCCUCAACUGCUCAGAUGUAUAAUGAGAUAAAAAUAUGCAGAUCUGACUCCGUGGUUGUACUCAGUCUAUGCAGAUUAGACUUUGUGUGACUUUCUAUUCAUCACAUUUUUCUGUGCUGGCACACGGCACUGUGAACGUCCUCCAGUCCCUCUGCACAGAGACACAAAUUGCAACUUCAGGAAAAGGAUGUCACACAGCUGUAAAAAGGAAGGAGAGAAGAGUGGAUUGGACACAGAAUCCACUCAGACAAAAACAGAAAGUCAUGGACACACCUUGAGGUUCAUCUACAAGUGUGAGACAUAUACAUUAACCUGUAAUGCUCCUAUGACCGUCCAAGAGAGACUUCAAAAAGACUCCUCAUUUAGAGCCAUCUGUAAGAAGGAACCAAACAAAGAAGUGAUCAUUCGGAGAGAGGAAAUGCCCAGAGCUGCUGUGGCACCACAUUUUCCCUGCAGUCUGCUCAAUGAGAACGAGCGUCUGGACAUCAGCUUCAUCAGAUCAGAUGGAAACAGUGGCACAGUGAAUACACAGAAACUCACUCCUCUCUCACCUAAAAAAUUGCUUUGUUUCUAUAUUAAGACCAGGGGAGACAAAAAUAUCCGUGUGGUAAUGAAAAACAGCGAAUUAAAUAAAAAAAAUGUGGAUUAUGUGUGUGUAUAUGCAGAGAAAGGGGAAAAAGUGAAAAGUGCUCUGAUGCGCGAUGGGCGGUUUCAUAAUGUGAUCUUCAGUAAAGGUGCAUUCACUAAUGAGGAAACCAGUGAAAAAGCUAAUUUUUCUACUCUUGUUGAUCAUCUGGAUGGAAAGCUGUUUCAGAUCAUCGUCGCUCCUCAUCGGAAAGACAGCCAGGAUUCGAGUCAGGAGAUGAGUCAGGAAGCUGAAACAGUGAAGCAGGAACAAAGUGAAGAUACUGAAACUCUUCAGGAAAACCCCAACCAAGAGUCCACUAGUGCUGAUAAUCAGCAGAGGAAAAGGAAACAGAAGGAAACAGAGAUGAGACAUGAAGAAAAGAAGUCUAGAAAAUGCCUAGAAACAAAAGUAAUCCCAAACCCACAGGAGAUUCUGAACCUUCUGAGAAAACAGCACAGUGAUUUGUUGAAGACUCUGAAAGAACGAAGUAGCCUGAAGAAUAAUGAGGAAGUGAAGGAGUUCCUCAGAGUGGAGUUCUCUAAAAGUGUUCAGAGCUUUUCAGAGGUGAAAAGGGUUAAACAGUUGAUGGAAUUGUCCGACUCCGUCUGCCAGAUCUACACUGAGCGUUUACUUGGAACAGGAUUUCUACUUUUUAAGAGAUUUGUCCUCACCAACGCACAUGUGGUUGGUGAAUAUGAUACUUUUCAACGAAAACUGAAUCAAAAGGUUACAGCUGUAUUUGGUUAUGAAGAACGCUUCACUGAGAACUCUUUAGCGAUACCAGUGAAGGAGAACUAUGUUGCUUUAUUCCAUGGAACAGGUAACAUGGGAAACAAUCUGGACUUUGCUUUGCUGGAACUGAGCACUGAUGUAGAACUUCCAGUAGGUCUUCCUGAAUUGCUGAGGCGCUAUAGCACUCCACCCCCUGAGGGUGGUGUCUGCGUAAUUGGACACCCAAAGGGCGAAGUCAAACAAAUGGACCCCUGUUUUAUUAUAGCAAAGAAGGACAUUCCACUAGUAGCAGUAGAGAAAUACUAUGCAGAUAAUCCAAUCCUACAAAAACUUAAUUUCAUAAAGGAUCAGUGCUUGGCUAAGGAUUACGAAAAAUGUUAUUGUCAGAUCAUUUAUCAUUCCUGUUUCUUCGGUGGAUCAUCUGGCUCACCGGUGUUUGAUGAAAACUGCAAAUUGAUUGGCAUUCACACUGGUGGAUAUAAACCUAAGGGGAGUGUAGAAAAGCAAACCCCCACUGUGAUAGAAUACGCUCAGCCAAUGUUCCCUAUUCUGGAGCAGAUCCUAAUACAGUGUGAAAAUCAUGGAGCUGCUGAUGUCCAAUAUCUUAAGCAAGCAAUCCAAAAAAUUUUUAAUCCUGAAACUGACGAUUCUGUGAUGGAUUGGGAAGCCGUCAAGAGUGGACCCUCCCCUGUGCUCUAAGAAUUUCCCUCCUGGAUACAUGUAACGAGAGAGAAAAGAUCAGAUUAAGUUUAAAUGCAGAAUAAUUACCUACUGAAUGGAUUAUUAAGUCUAUAGCUUCAGUAGUUUCUGAGUUUUGCCUGAUUAAUUAUGGAAGCAGAAUUAUUUGGGUCACCCUGUGUAUUCAAUUC